Molecule: messenger RNA, 660 nt
Organism: Entamoeba histolytica HM-1:IMSS
Lineage: Eukaryota; Evosea; Mastigamoebida; Endamoebidae
Exons: 1
Coding region: 1-660 (219 amino acids)
Source: RefSeq, a predicted model, not a curated record
AUGAUUAAAACUGGUGUAUUUGAGUUGUUUUCAAUUUCUUUAAUAGACCAUAAUGAAAUAGAAGUAUUCAGCAUUCCUGGUUCAGGAGAAAUUCAAUUUAUGAACCAAUUAAUAUCAAAUAUUCUUGAAUUAAAUGAACAAACUAUUGUUUAUUUUAUUAAUAUAAUACCUCAAUUUGAUUUAUAUGAUUUAUCAAACAGAAUUCAUAACGAAGAAAAGUUGAAAAGAGUUAAAAUAUAUGAAUGUUAUCAUUCAUAUGAUGAAUUAGUGGCAAUACUAAAAUUAAUGGAAUUUAUAAAAGAUUAUGGGGUUGUAAUAAUUAAUUCAAUUACAACUGAGUAUAGAAAAUUAUUUAAUAUUUCAUUUGAUCAUUUUUACUCUUCAAUUCAUAAUUUAGUCAAAAAGAAUCCUAUUAUUUAUUUUAGACAAAACCAACCUACAAAAGCUGAAUUACAUUAUUUUAAAAAUUCAUUAAUUGGUUUUUAUUCUUUAAUUAAUUCAACAUACAACAUUGAUACUUAUUCAAAAACUCAUCGCUUUAUAAUUGAGUCAUUAUUAAUUGAUGGUGAAUAUCAACAAGUGUUAAGACUUUAUGGAACAAAACAAGUAUAUUCAUUUGAAUGUUCUCAACAUGACUUUAAAAUUAUUUGGAAAUAUUAA